Molecule: messenger RNA, 2094 nt
Organism: Zygosaccharomyces rouxii
Lineage: Eukaryota; Fungi; Ascomycota; Saccharomycetes; Saccharomycetales; Saccharomycetaceae
Gene: LYS4
Product: homoaconitate hydratase LYS4
Exons: 1
Coding region: 1-2094 (697 amino acids)
Biological process (GO): L-lysine biosynthetic process
Molecular function (GO): 4 iron, 4 sulfur cluster binding; homoaconitate hydratase activity
Source: RefSeq, a predicted model, not a curated record
AUGCUACGAUUCAGUAGACUUUUUCACACCACUCCUCGAAGAAAUGCUCAGAACUUGACUGAGAAGAUUGUUCAAAAAUAUGCUGUUGGCAUUCCUUCUGGCAAGGAAGUCCGUAUGGGUGACUAUGUUUCAAUUCAACCUGAACACUGUAUGUCUCACGACAAUUCAUGGCCCGUAGCGUUGAAAUUCAUGGGUCUUGGUGCCAAAAAGAUCCACAAUCCUCGUCAAAUCGUUAAUACAUUGGAUCAUGAUAUCCAAAAUCAAGAUGCGAAAAAUCUGACCAAAUAUAAGAACAUCGAAAAUUUUGCCAAAUCUCAAGGUGUCGAUUUUUACCCUGCCGGUAGAGGUAUUGGUCAUCAAAUCAUGGUCGAAGAGGGUUAUGCCUUCCCGCUGACCUUGGCGGUUGCCUCAGAUUCUCACUCUAACACUUACGGUGGUGUCGGUGCGCUAGGUACGCCUCUGGUUCGUACAGAUGCAGCUGCUGUCUGGGCAACUGGUCAAACCUGGUGGCAGAUUCCCCCAGUGGCUCGCGUAGAGCUACGUGGAUCCUUACCACAUGGUAUUUCAGGUAAAGAUGUCAUUGUAGCCCUAUGUGGUGUUUUCAACAACGAUGAAGUUUUGAACCAUGCCAUUGAAUUUGCAGGUGAUAUCUCUGCUCUCUCAGUGGAACACCGUCUAACCAUUGCCAACAUGACUACCGAAUGGGGGGCCCUGUCAGGUCUUUUCCCCGUAGACAAGACCCUUCUACAAUGGUAUAAAGAGAAGCGUCUGCCAAAGAUGCCAAAUGAUCAUCCUCGCAUUAACAGUACGCGACUAGGUCUUCUGGAACGUCAACUGGCGCAGAAUGAUGCGGCGCUACGUCCCGAUAACGACGCACAAUAUGCAAAGAAGCUUGUACUGGACUUAAAUUCAUUGACGCACUACGUGUCAGGUCCUAACAGUGUUAAAGUAUCAGCUCCGGUGCAAGAUUUGGCCGAUGUCAAGGUCAACAAGGCUUAUUUGGUUUCUUGCACCAAUUCGCGUCUCGCAGAUUUAGAGGAUGCCGCUGCUGUGGUAUGCCCCACUGGUGAUUUGAACGAUAUCAGAAAAGUAGCACCUGGCGUUAGCUUUUACGUUGCUGCAGCUUCAUCAGAGGUUGAAGCCGAUGCUAAGGCUACAGGUGCCUGGGAUAAAUUGUUGCGUGCCGGUUGUACAGUUUUACCACCAGGUUGUGGUCCCUGUAUUGGUCUCGGUACAGGUCUGUUAGAACCCGGCGAAGUUGGUAUCAGUGCAACUAACCGUAACUUCAAAGGUCGUAUGGGAUCAAGAGAAGCGUUAGCAUAUCUAGCAUCACCUGCAGUCGUGGCGGCAUCUGCCGUAACUGGUCACAUAGCAUCUCCAGCCGAAGUUAUCGGUCAACCUGAUGCCAAAUUUAGUGGUAUCAAGGCCUCAACUGAUACACAGAGCGAAGAGGCACCUGCAGCCGAAGCAGCUGAUUCCAAUGCUUCCGCAGCUACCGAAUCUGGUACAGAAAUCCUGGAAGGUUUCCCCAGUAAAAUUAGUGGUGAAUUAGUCUUCUGCGACGCCGACAACGUCAACACAGACGGUAUCUACCCAGGUAAAUACACCUACCAGGAUGAUGUACCUCGUGAGACGAUGGCCAAGGUCUGUAUGGAAAACUACGAUUCUGCAUUUGGAGACAUUGCCAAACCAGGAGAUAUCCUUGUAAGUGGGUACAAUUUCGGUACUGGUUCAUCCCGUGAACAAGCUGCUACCGCUUUAUUGGCUAAGGGAAUUCCGCUAGUGGUAAGCGGAUCUUUUGGUAACAUUUUCUUUAGAAACUCCAUUAACAAUGCUCUAUUGACACUCGAAAUUCCAGAACUAAUCUCAUUACUACGUGAAAAGUACUCUAGCGAAGCAGCUAAGCCCACUAGACGUACAAACAUAUUUUUAACAUGGGAUGUAGCUCAUAAGAAAGUUGUGGUCACCGAAGGUUCACCAGAAGGUCCAGUUAUCCUCGAGCAACAGGUUGGUGAACUGGGUAAGAACCUGCAAGAGAUCAUUGUUAGUGGUGGUCUUGAAGGUUGGGUUAUGAGAAAAUUAGGUACACAGUAA